This is a messenger RNA of Mytilinidion resinicola, 810 nucleotides long. RefSeq lists its product as uncharacterized. The transcript is spliced from 4 exons. Bases 1 to 810 code for a protein of 269 amino acids. The record is from RefSeq and is a predicted model, not a curated record. NCBI's taxonomy places the organism in Eukaryota, Fungi, Ascomycota, Dothideomycetes, Mytilinidiales, Mytilinidiaceae.
AUGUCAUGGAUGGACGCCUGGAGUCGUCCUGGAAAGCACGCCGCGGUGCCUCCGCCCUUGUAUCUUACCGACGGGAAUCAUGUCCCAUACUGUCAGACGUGUGGCCGUGUCAUCAGUGCGCGAAAGGCCCAGCAGAGCAAGGUCAGCGUGGUCAAGUAUUGCUCAGACCGAUGCCGGAACCGGAAGCCAGGAGCCAUGGACAGGAGGAUUGAGAGGGCGAUUGUCGCGCUGCUGAACGAGGAGCCGGAGUCUGGGAUUGAGAAGACCGCUGCCAAGGCUAAGGCUGCUAAGGGCGAUCGAAGGGUGAUUGUUACUAUGGAAGAGAUAAAGGAGGUCUUCUUCGGCAACCGCCACGACCCUGCAAAGACGUUUGGUCGAAAAAAGAACCGCGCAGGCCGAGCUCUGGGCAAGGAAGACGAGGAACGGAAGAGCGUCGACAUGGCAGCAUCCGAAGUCAACGGUGGCAUCGGCGGCGAGAAAGGCCGUGCGGAGCGGACAGAAGAGUUUGUCGAAAACCUCGAGAAGCGGCAAGAGGGCCAGCGCCGGGCGGAAGAGAGGGAGAUGGUACGCAGGGCUGCGAGGAGAGGUAUUGUGUUCGGAUUCGUUGUUGAUGAGGGCGUAGGAGCACGACUGGAACAUCAUGGAAAGACCCAGGGACGAAAUGCGCAGUCGCGAAGAGCCGUCGAUGCAGAUCAUGCGCCGCAGACGACUAGAUGGAAGUGUGAAGCUUUGAUGCAGGGUGCGGUCGUGGAACCUAGCUUCGCUAAAGGGGAUUGGGCGAUCAGAUGGCGGGAAGGAUCAGUAGCUUAG